AUGACGACCAUAUACGUGGUUCCAGACUCUCCUCCGAAGCCCUCUGGUUAUAAAUUCUCCAAAUCUUCCCCAUUCCACUACUCUCCCCAGCAUUCUAGUCCGAAUGGAAUCCUUGCAGAUAUUUCCCAUUUCGAGGAUAUAGGUUUGGAUGAAGAUUACGUUGAGGAUCACCGCCACUUCGCCCAAGACAAGUUUCCCAUUCAGCCAAGUCAACGCGUGUCCCCUAGAGUUGAGCCUUGUACAGCGUUCGUGGCCACAACAACUAGAAACUUGACUUCCUCAGCUGGUAGGAGAGAGUAUCCUCAACUCUGCCGUCAGGUUCAAGGGGCUUCGGAGGUGAUGCCAUCGCUCAGUCCUCCACGGCCCAGGAGCGCGUCGAGCCGAGUUCUAUCUAAUCCUCCCACACCUUUACUUCAGCUGCGUCCUUCAAGCCUCCAACUUUCGAAAUCUCCCUCCCCGGGAGUGCAACCAACACCUUUAUCUCCACCCAAUCCAUCCCAUGGCACACCAAUGCCGCCAAGGCCCCGGCUUACCACUUCUCGAUUCAUCACGAAUUCUGCAUCGCAACACCAACACCGAAAAACUGUCCAGGAGUUGGAAGAUGAAUACCAUGAUUCGGAUGAAGACCUCCCUGAAGAUGCAACUUUGUGGAACGUUCCCAUUUCCCCACGUCCUCCCCAUAAUCGCCCUGGUGGUAGGGAGUUUAGUCCCGACCGGAGAAGCCCCGGCCCGCGACCGAUUCCACUUUGCCAUUCAACACCAGCGCUUGUAUUGCUUUCGUCUCCAAAGGCUUCUCCUUCAAAGUCUGCUGGACCGGUGAGGUUUAAAGUUCCAAGUGCCAGUUCUCUCGGGCCCCCUCGGACGCAGCCAUCCCCUCCGUUCCUGCGUGUCAACUCUUGGAACCUGGUUAUGUCUGAGCUCUCUGAGGAGGCGAAAAUAUUAACAGAAGCGCUCGAGUUCCAUGCUGAUGCUUCAAUCCAGGGACGUGGAGAAAACAUUCAGAGCGUGAAAUCGUCCAUCAGAUCUAUUUUGGAGCUGGGACAUUGCGAAUCCAAUGGUAUGAUACAGUUGCCGCCUCUGCAAAAGUCGAAUAUCAUGAUCGACCCAUUCCCUAUCAGCAAAGAAAAGGAGAGAUUCUUAUCGCGAACUCGACCAAGCUGGCUUCCGCCAAAAGACCCAAGGGAAGAGAAAAAGCAUUUGUUGGAGUACAAGCGCAUGAUGGCGCUGUCUCGUGAAGCUGACAAACGCAAAGCUGCCGAGGCGGCCUCCGCCCUGUCAUCGUACAAGGGAACUGUGGUGGCGUGGAAUAACUACACGUUCUCGAGGUGCCGUCUGGCAACGGGCCCUGGGAAACGAACUUGCUUUGACAGAGAUACAAAACUAAAAGCUCUAGAACGUGCUGAUCAUUUCCAAACCAGAACGGGUGACAAUGCAAGUGAAGCCAACAAAAUGAUGAAGGAAUGUUUUGCUGCCAUCCGAAGGGAUGUAUCAAGCGUAUUUCCAAAUCUACGAUUAUUUAGACAUGAUGGACCACUACGGGAAAGCCUAAUCAAUGUGCUGGAUGCGUUUUCGAUGUACAGAAACGACGUUGGCUACCUAUACGGUGUCCAUCAACCUGUGCGGACAAUUGCUGCUCUCUUUCUCCUCAACCUCCCUACACCUGCUGCAGCAUUCCAUGCACUUGCAAAUGCCCUGAACAAACAGUUACCCUUAGCGUUUUUGACCGCUGAUCCCGGCGUUACCUCCAGAGCUUACUCCUUCGCCUCUACAUUAUUGCGCUUGAAAUAUCCGCGCGUCUCGAACCAUUUAUACAAGAACUUGUCCCUCUCUGACGAACAAAUAUGGGGACCAAUGUUCCAAUUUCUUUUGACAAAUGUUCUUGACCUCGAGCGUGUUAGCCGUGUAUGGGAUUGCUGGGUCUUUGAAGGUUAUAGAAUUAUAAUUUGUGCUGCUGUUACAAUUCUUGGGUGCUUGGAGAUGACACUUUUGAGUAUCUUGCCAGGUGAUGGUGGACAAAAAACAACGACCAGAAUUUUAGGAUGGGGUUCAAAGAGUAUUGAUAGUGAAUGGACCAGCAUAGCGGUUGACUCUUCUGAUAUCGACAAUAUCAAUGGCGAUGUGAGCGGCACCGGGAAUGAGCUUACUGGCUAUAGGAUGUUGAAUCAUGUUGGUGAUGAGAAUGUAUUUAUGAAAUUGAUUAGAAUUGUGCAGCGGGUCUAA
Messenger RNA from Paracoccidioides lutzii Pb01, 2220 nucleotides. RefSeq lists its product as hypothetical. The transcript has 4 exons. Gene Ontology annotation, molecular function: GTPase activator activity. Bases 1 to 2220 code for a protein of 739 amino acids. Gene Ontology annotation, biological process: activation of GTPase activity. The record is from RefSeq and is a predicted model, not a curated record.